GUCAAAUUUGAAGAAGACGAAUCAGUGCCAAAACAAAUCAAAUGCGCACACUCAGAACACGUCACAAGGCCUAAGCUGACUUUGGACAAUGCCUAAGGACACGGUGAUCCUUUGUUCAAGGUGAACUGAAACGUAUAACUAUAACUGUCAUCAGGUGUUUUAUGAUGGAGACUGACAGAAGCAAUAACGUCAUCAAUGUGUUUGUUACAUCCUGUGACAGAGAUUUCCAUACAGAGAGGCAUGUUGUCAUCAACGAGGUGAUGCCAGUUCUGAAAUCUUGGUGUCUUAGUCAUGGGAAAGAACUCAACUGUUACGAUAUAAGAUGGGGUGGAGGUCAGACGCCAGAUCAGGUGGAUAAUUUGAAGAAGAUUCUCGAACAGAUGAAGGUGCUUUAUUAUGAGAAGCAAAUGCCGUUCUUUCUCAAUGUUACAAGUGAUAUGUUGGAAAAGGUACCGUUAUGGGGAGACAGCGACGCCAGGAUGAACCAAUUCAAGAAGUUCAUCAAGUAUUUUCACCUGGAACCAGAAGAAGUUGAUAUUCUUUACAGUGCUUACAGAGAGGACAACCCAAAUGGUAUAUUACUGAUGAGGGAUGAUGGUUUCCAUGGAGACCUAGAUGAUGAUGUGAAAUCAUUGUUUAUCACUCAGGGACUUAUCCAGGAUAUCUUCCAUGAGACAUUACCUGGAUUCCUCAAAUCGAAAUACCCUGAUGACAGAAUAAUUCGGUACGGAUGUCAGUACUCUGGCGGUGGGAGAAGGAGACAACAUCAGUUGGUGACAAUGGAUGAAAACUUUACUUCGCAGCUACUGGAAUUGUUAAAGAAGAAAAUAGGUCUGGAGUUGGGGGCCGGGAGGCCUGUAGAGCCUUUUGAAAUUGUCAAUCUCAUGCAGAAAGAUUUCUUAAAAAUGAGAAGUCAGAUUGUGCGGGGUCGAGAAGACUCUGUCAAGCUGAUUGAAGACUACAUCUUUCAAGAAGAGAAGGAUGUUCCGUUGGUGAUCCUUGGGGAUUCUGGUGCUGGCAAAACAUCUCUUAUGUCAAAAGCUGCAGAGACAGUUCUGACCAAGGCUGCAAACUCUGAGCUCUCAAUGCGCGGCGACAAGCCUUGGCAGGUGUUCUAUCAUUUUGUUGGUGCUGUCCCUGGAUCAACCGAUCUUGAACAGUCUAUCAAACGGUUAAUUAAAGAAUUCAACAUUGUCCAACAGGAUUCUGCGAUGCCAAAGGACUUGACUGCUGUGUGUCAGAUGUGUUGUCAUUAUCUGUCUAAUCCUAAUUCUCCACCAACCAUCGUCUUCAUGGAUGCAAUCAACCAGUUUACUGUUGGCAAGGACGCCUCAGUGUUAAGCUGGUUGCCACGAAAAUUGGCCCCUCAAGUGCGCUGUGUUAUCUCAAUGAUGACUGAUUCAAAAGAGUUAGAGUACUUACAGGCGAGAGAAAGCAAGUCUCAGGAACUCCAUAUUCCAACGCUGUCGUUACAGGCUAGAAGGGAAAUUUCAUCAGAACUUCUAGAGAAAAACCAUAGGGACAUAACCUCAUCACAGAUGGAUCGUCUGCUUGAGAAACAGAGCGCCACCAAUCCGUUAUGGUUGGCUUUUGCAUGUGAGGAGCUCAGUUUGAUAGAGGAUCACAGUUCCAUCAAUAAUGACAUUGAUAAUCUGGAAGAAGGCCUUACAAAUUUAUUAGAAAUGGUUUUACAAAGAAAAGAGACAGAGCCAAAUGGUAACAUGGCAGUUGCAGUUCUUUGCCUGCUGGAGGUGUCAUCAUCUGGCUUGCUGCAGACGGAAUUAUGCACAAUUCUUAGCGAGGAUAAAACACUCAUGCCGCCAUCACCUUUCGACGAAAAAGAGGAAACAGAAAAAGCUGAAAAAGAGUCAAGUGAGAAGAAAGGCCAGAAGGAUCGAAUCCUCAGUGAAGAAAAAUGGUCUGCAGUGAACUCCACACUAAAGGCAUUCCUCAGACCAUAUGGAGAUAGCAGCGAAGGCAGGAUAGACUUCUUCCAUCGGGCAAUAAGUAAAGCAGUUAGAAAGAGGUACUUCAAUAUUGGUUCAUCCCUGAAUGACUCUGAAGAAGAGGGGCUGGUCACCAAGCUAUGGUGGCAUGGAAAACUCGCUGAAUAUUUUGAAAAGACUGAUAACCUAGAAAGAAAAGUUGAGGAGCUUCCAUAUCAACUGACCCAGAUCAAUGACCCUAUCCGUCUCUCAGAUUGUCUCACCGAUUGGAAUGUGUUCGAUAGUCUCUACAAUGAGGAAUACAGUGCUAAGCUUCUGCUCUACUGGAGACAGAUGGAAGAAGGCAACCUCGUGUCCAGUUAUCGUUUGAGUCUGUCGGAGCUAGAGGCGGAACAAGGUGGUGAUCAGGACCUAAUGGCACGCAGGCAUGAACACGUGGCAAGAGUAUUCCUGCAGGCUGGUCAGUAUGUCGAUGCAUUGGAAUUAGCAAACACGGCCAUGAAGCUGGAACAAGAAAUGGGCAAACGGCCAGAACGUAUGGUCGAACUUUACCUUCUCAUGUCAGAGAUCUAUGAUGCGAAAUUAAAACUGAAUGAUUUCGUGUCACCAGCUCAGUUACCAGAUCUUCGCAAAACAAUUUCAUUCUGUGAAAAAUCUAUAGCUUUACGGAGGAACUUGGAGGGGGAUUACCACAAGGCCAAACUAGCCAUAGGUUUGAUGAAGUUGGCAUUUAGUUUGGAGAGUUGGGAUGCAUGUGGGGCGGACUCAACACUCAACGGUGACGAGGCUCUAAAGCAAGGAAACAAGUACAUCGAGAGUGCCUUAGAAAUCUUUAAGGCUCUGAAUGACCAGGGUCACUAUGCAGAGGCACUGAUGACGAAGGGUGUUCUGGCUCCUAGGGGCAGCAUGGAGCAGUUGAAGCUUUACCACGAGGCGUUAGACAUUUGUAUGCAACUCUAUGGAGAGCGUCACAUCCUGAUGUCGAGACUGUACAUAAACAUUGGGAUUGUCUACGAAGACAACAAAAACUAUCUUAAAUCAUAUGAAUACUUCAAAAAAUGGGCUAGAGUCAGUGAAGAGGUGCUCGGACCGAACCAUCCAAAAACAUUGCGCGCAAAAGGUGUUCUAAACGAAACACGGUACAGAAUAAUUGCCCAACGGAUUGAAGAUUCUGGAAAUAACAUGGACGAUAAUAGUCUGCAGACUGAGGAGUUGCAGGAAUUGGGAUUAGAACAUUCUGGAGUGGAUUUAGAUAACACGGGGUUAGUCGCCCUGACACAAAUGAUGAGUCAGCACAAUUUCACAGACAAUAACCAUGAUGAUGAGGUGUUUUAUGAGACUUACGAAAUGGACGAUGAUGAUGACGAGGGUGAUGAUGAAAUCAAUGAGGGUGAUAUUGAUGAGGACGACCUCUUGAACUUGGUUGAUGAGAGUCACUAUCUUGUUGACUGGAAUGAGAUUGAGACGGACCUUGAACAUAUUGAUAGCAAUAUACCUGAUAAUGAAAACCCACAGCAACAUGAACCAUAAAUGAACUAGCAGUAUAACUUCUCUAAUUCAUUUAAUUGCUUUAUUGUCACAGAAUAAAGCCUUGAAUCUUGAAUAGAGAAGUAUCUGAACAUUUCCGGGUUUUAAGUUGAUAAGUGUUGAUAAUUUUUAAAGAAAACUUUCAAAAAGUUCCUUUUUUCCAGAGAGAUUAAAAAGGGAGUUCCACCUGUUACCUGAAUAGUUUUUACAUCGUAACAUUAUUUCUUACAAGUCAGCAUGUAUAGGUUAGUCUCGUCUCAUCUAUAGUUGAUGUGGGUUAUUUUGGUGCUUUGGGUAUUUUCAGUCAAUGCUUAUUCAAUCAAUUAGAAGAAAUAGGUCAGUAGAAUUUUCUGAUUUGUAAUCCACUGUGCAUAAAUACAUUGUGCAUGGAUGUGGAUAUAAAAUGACAAUGCAGUCAUUAUACAGGAAACAAAAGCUGAAUAGUUUCGUGUUUCUUCAAAAGUUGCUCUUGAUAUUCAAUAUCAGAAGGGUUUAUUUAUUUCUUGGUACAAAAUUUGUAUAUUCUUGAACAUGAGACCGCAUUCCUGUGAUAAAAAAGUAAAUCAUUAAAAUAGAUUCGAUGCUGUGAACCACUUUUCGAGGGUGUUUAUUUUUCCAGAUAAAGAGCUGUGUAUAUUUUGCAGUUUGCAACAGUUAGUGGCAUGCUGCUAGGGAUUGCUCCCAGUUGCUUCUGUGUUCUAUCAUAGAUAUUUGCCAAAAUACAAUGCCAACGUGGUUACCGGCGAGCACCAAAGCAAUGUCAGCAAGGUCACCUCCACAGUUCAUUGGGUUGGUAUUGAUUUAAUGUGAUUUGAUAUUAAAAAGCUUUGAACUUGACACCAACGUGGUGACAAUUUUUUAACAACCCAGCCCCAACAUGUAGCCUCUGAGUGUUUUGCUGGAGGAAGAAAAAUAAACGUGUUAAACCUUGUCAUUGUAUAUACCUUGUCCUUGACCUUUGCUUGUAAAUAUUGUUUUGGUCCAUUAAAUCAUGUCAAUAAUUUAUGUAAAAUACAGCAACAAUUCGACAACAGUUAUUUUAAAUGAAAUCAUUGAUGAUGUUUCUCGCAAGGAUGCCGCCAUUUCUGUGACUUUGCAUCAGCAGGGAAAACAGGGAAAAUAGUUACUGUCAGCCAGACAAAAAGCCGGGUGCCCGCCUGGUAGAGACAUCACUGAGUUGGCCUGUGUUGUGUACAAAUAAUUCCAUGCAUGAGUGGUAAUAUAAUUUUCAACCCUAAAAUAUCUUGUAAAUAUUGCUGUAAAUAAAUCUGGGUGAUGUCAGAUCAUUGAGAUAUGACAGGUGAUCAAUGUGCUGGAGACCUCUCUUUCUUACUCCAAUGGAGGCAUGCAAAAUAAAACAAAAAUGUUUGAUAAAUGA
Messenger RNA from Lineus longissimus, 4851 nucleotides. RefSeq names its product TPR repeat-containing protein DDB_G0287407-like. The coding region runs from base 162 to 3476 and encodes 1104 amino acids. Gene Ontology annotation, molecular function: protein binding. The record is from RefSeq and is a predicted model, not a curated record. Gene Ontology annotation, cellular component: Cul4-RING E3 ubiquitin ligase complex. The transcript has 22 exons. Lineage: Eukaryota; Metazoa; Nemertea; Pilidiophora; Heteronemertea; Lineidae.